UGCUCACGUUCUUCUAUAUGUCUUGGAUCGAUUCGACUUUAACCUGCCGCGUCGAGAAGGAAUGUAUUUCAUGUGGCAUAUCGCCCUCCCUAAUCAAUCGAUUCGUGGUUGACACUCAUAUUCCUCGGUUCCACCUCUCAAUUCCGUCGACGUUGUCUUGUUGCUUGCUCAAGCAAAUGAACUCUGAGUCAGCGCUUGCGUCGUUGCUGCUUCGAUUUUCAGCGAGCGAGGGGUCAGCCUCGCUGGUAACAGCAAACGAGUCCUUCGCGUUGCUUCUCUCCCGUCCAUCAUCUACCUCCCCAUCACUCGAAGUGCAGACAAAGCCGAUCAGACUCGACAACUUCCGAUAAUGGCUUCUCCCGUCUGCCUGAACUGCGCUGCGGAAGGACUCAUGUGCAUUGCCAGAACGCCAGACUGUUGGCAGUGCAUGGCGCGCGAAAGGCAGGUAAGUGAAGUUGCCUGAUUGCCAUUCCUCUCCUCUGUUCCUCAUCGAUCUGGCAAGGCUAUGCUCCCCAGGUUGGCAACCAGAACCAGUCAAUCGAGCACGGCUGUCCGAGAAGUGGUAGUGAUCUGCUGCUGAUUGCCUCCAGUGUAUGUGGUCUCAGCCGGCACCACAUCAACAACAAAAUACUGCGCCGAUCAGCGUGUCACCGUCUGCAGCACAGCGAUCACAACGAAUUACUGCAACGAUUAGCAUGCCAGUGCCCCUGGCACCACGACAACAACAGGAUACCGCGCCAUUUAGCGCGCCGCCGUCCCAGGCACCUUCACAACAAGAAAAUGAUGCACCGAACAGCGUGCCAUCGUCCCCGUUCAUACCCUACGUACCAGAAGCUUUCGGCGGCCCACUCCAUCCCCUGCCGACACCAGGUCCAAUUGCGACUUGGUAUGAUGCUCCAAUACCUGAAGCUCCGUUUCCAGCCCCAGCCUCUUCUCCAGGACAAGCUCCGGGACCAUGGGACUUGGUGGCCAACUCCAGAACCCACGAGCUUCUUGGGCGGAACGAGAGCCAAGCCAGAGUGCUUCUCUCCUGGCUUCUGGAUAUGGCCAAGCAGCCAGGCCCGCCCUUUACAUUCGUCCAGCUUCUUGAGCGUACGAGAGACCGGUGCAUCCAGAAUCGAGACGAGUACUAUGACAUCUUCGUGAGAAUGCUCUACCGGAACAGCCUGCCAAAUAAUCGAAGGUUCUCGUCCGAGGCCUCGCUUUUCGACUUGUUGCCAAUGUAUGUCCGGAGAUCAAGCCACUUGUGUGUUGCGAGCUCGCUGACAUGAUCUCUAGAUAUUUGAAGGGCAAUCUCAAACGCGAAGUGUUCGACGAGAUGGUGGAGCUGUUCGAGGAUUUUCUGAGAAAUCAGCAGCAUCUGGACAGGAAUGGGGAAGAGUGAAGAGAGUGGGAAGGGUGAAGCUUGACAGAACCGGUGGAGACAAAUAUCGUCGACGAGGCUAUCGACCAUGCUCAGUGCAUCGCGGAGGAUUGCAUGCCACGAGGCAUAAAUACGAUGAAGGAAGUGGGAUUGCCGAAGGGCUGAAGUUGCCAUAGCCAAGGCGUCCUGAAUCGUGCAGCGAUAUACAUACCGCUUCCAGCCGGACCCGCUCCUCUGCAUCUCCAGCCUUGUGGCCUGAAUCUUGGGUAUCGCGACAACACACUUCACAUCUUGGACGAGUGUCUAGCUCUUACUGCAGCUGCCUCGGCUGGCUGGUGCCGUCUCCCCUGCAUCUAAUGCCUCGUUGAGGCUUUCUUUUCCAUCUAGAGCCGCAAUAGAACCUCACGCUGCGGAUCACUUCGCGAUUCCGUGCACCGCUCUGUCCGCCUCGGAACGCGACGUCUGUCACAACCAGUCGA
This is a messenger RNA of Cercospora beticola, 1842 nucleotides long. NCBI's taxonomy places the organism in Eukaryota, Fungi, Ascomycota, Dothideomycetes, Mycosphaerellales, Mycosphaerellaceae. The record is from RefSeq and is a predicted model, not a curated record.